Molecule: messenger RNA, 663 nt
Organism: Acanthosepion pharaonis
Lineage: Eukaryota; Metazoa; Mollusca; Cephalopoda; Sepiida; Sepiidae
Source: the annotation of a GenBank genome assembly
AUGAUUCUCAAUGUUCAGGGCCGAGUGCUUUAUGACAUCAUCCUUUAUGCUGUCCCUACACAAAGGGAAGGAGAAGAUCACUUCUACUUAGAGUGUGACACAAAUGUUAGUGCAGACAUUGUCAAGUUUUUAAAAAGAUACAAAAUCAGGAAAAAGGUGAUAAUUACUGAUCUGGAGGGAGAAUUUAGAACUUGGGCAUCACUUUCUUCACCUCAACAAAUUCAAAACUCUCUGUCAGAAAAAGAAACCAGGAAAAUCACACUAUGUGAACAAGACCCAAGAGUACCAUCAUUUGGUUCCAGAUUAAUUUUACCUCAUGAUACAUCUUUUCUCUCUGGUAAUGAAAGAGAUUAUCAUCUAAAACGUUACCAGUUAGGUAUUGGUGAAGGGAUAGAAGACCUUCCCCCAGGAAACUGUUACCCACUAGAAUGUAAUCUGCAUUUUAAACAUGGAGUCAGUUUUCAAAAGGGUUGUUAUAUUGGACAAGAAUUGACUGCUCGCACUCAUCACAGAGGAGUUGUACGCAAACGAUUAAUGCCAAUCUUUUUUGAAAGUAUACCUGAAGGACUGAAUAGUGGUGAAAUAAUAACUGACACUGAAGAUAAAACAUUUUCAGUAUUAAUUGCUAACGCAUAUUUCCUCCCUUUUCUUCCUGAUUUGUAG